Dendrobium catenatum is the source of this 989-nucleotide messenger RNA. RefSeq lists its product as uncharacterized. Bases 295 to 606 code for a protein of 103 amino acids. The record is from RefSeq and is a predicted model, not a curated record. NCBI's taxonomy places the organism in Eukaryota, Viridiplantae, Streptophyta, Magnoliopsida, Asparagales, Orchidaceae. The transcript has 3 exons.
CUUACAUACUUAAUACUUAAAACUGCUCUAUUUACUUAUCUAACACCUAAACUUCAUUAUUUACUGUUCUACCACUUAAACACAACUAGGCUCAUCUAAAUUACCACUCUUGUUACCUCUUGUCAAAAUCUCACUCUGUCCUUAUCUUUUGCGCAGCAAUCACCUCUCCUCUUUAUUGUUGUUUAAGCAGCUCCCUCUCGCGUUUGAAUAAAACGCUACUCAUCUUCUCAAGAUCGUGUGAACAUAUACCAACUGAGCAAAAUCGUUUGACAUUUUGUGCGAACAUCCCAACUGAUGACCUCCCAUGGGCUCUUCCUCGAUCAAUCAGGAUCUGCAUUGCCUAGUUCAAAUGUUGAAGUAUCCGUCACGGUUACUCAAGAUGGCUCUCCCUCCCCUCAUGAGGCCACGAUAAAAGUCUAUAUUGACUCUCACACUCAUAGGUCUAAAUCUAAUUGGGAGGAAGGUGAACUGCAUUCUGAUGUGGAGAUUCAUUCCAAAAUGAAAAGUAUUUCUAAGUAUAAAGUUAUGCAUAGUUCCUUUGAGGAUUUUGAUAGAGUAUCCAAUAAGAAAAAGUGGAGGAACUAUAAUAAAAUAAAUUUGAUGUGAUAGCCUCUCAAUCUAGAUAUACUAGAUCAAAAGCAGCUACCCUAUCAGAUUAUUAAGAAUAAGUCCCUAAUUUGGAAUGUAAGUGGGGCGGGUAAUAUACUUUCUCGCUCUUGGAUUUGUAAUCUACGUAGAAAUCAUAACAUUUCUUUUUUAGCUAUUUUAGAGUCAUUAGUUGGUACAUCUAAAUUGAGUAUUUGUCGAAGGAAACUUUGUUUUAAUUCUUCUUUUGUAAACUCUAAUGGGAAAAUAUGGCUUUUUUUUAAUGCUUCUAUUAAUUUCUAUAUUCUAGCUGAUUUUGAGCAAGUCAUUCAUUAUAUUUUUUGUAUUAACAAUGCACUUAUUUUUUGUUCUAUUUGUUAUGCUAGUUGUUCUAAAGUGGGUCA